Saccoglossus kowalevskii is the source of this 1038-nucleotide messenger RNA. RefSeq names its product allatostatin-A receptor-like. Gene Ontology annotation, biological process: G protein-coupled receptor signaling pathway. The record is from RefSeq and is a predicted model, not a curated record. Gene Ontology annotation, cellular component: membrane. Lineage: Eukaryota; Metazoa; Hemichordata; Enteropneusta; Harrimaniidae. Gene Ontology annotation, molecular function: G protein-coupled receptor activity.
AUGAAUACUACAGCACCGGACAAUACAACGGAAGAGACGAAUUCAAGUUUAUCAUUGGGUCCGGCAUGGACUUACGUACAAACAACUGAGACAGUCAUCGCUGUCGUCGGGAUUCUAAGCAAUUUGAUGGUUAUUAUCGUUAUGCUUGGCACGCCGUCUCUUCGAUCACAUCUCACGUCCAGGCUCACUGCGUCACUGGCUGUAGCAGACCUACUGGCCUCCGCCUUUCUUGUACCGCGAACGUUACGAGGAUUUUUCGCUGUACCGUCUGGAAUAGCUGGUGAGAUUUACUGUCGAACUGUCAGAGCUAUGAUUCUGUGGGUGAGUUUUGUGGCUUCUACUUACACUUUAGUAGCGAUUGCCUUGGAAAGAUAUUUUGCCAUCGUUCAUCCGUUGCAGUAUAACAGAUACAAGGGAAAGAUGUCGGCAUUGCCAGUCAUCGUGUGUGUCUGGCUUCUAGCCUUCACCGUGCAGAGUUUUAAUGUCUACAACAAUUCAUACGAUCCCGAAAGAGAAAAUUGCCGCUACCAGUGGCCAUUUGACGACUGGUACCAAACGUUCGUUGGUGUUGGCUUAUUCUUCGCCACAUACUUCGUUCCAGGGGCUAUCCUAUUGGUUGCGUUUGUUAGAAUUCUACUUGCUCUCCGUGAAAGUGAACGUAAAGUUGUACAAGGCGCCGCAGCUCACGGUAACGCAACACCAGGCAGGAUACGUACAAGGAAAAAAAUUAUUAAGAUGUUCAUAGUUGUUUGCCUAUCAUUCUUACUCUGCUGGGGACCCAAUCAAUUUCUUUUUCUAAUUCUCAAUAUCGAGCCAGAUACAGACGUUAGCGAUGUCAUAUAUAAUUUUACUCGCAUUUUAGCUGGCCUCAACUCAUGUCUUAAUCCGUUUAUUUACACAGUUUGGAACAAAUCUUUUCGAAACGGAAUUGUAGUAAUAUUCUGCAGGUCCAAAUUUAAAGUCGGAACUUUGGAUUUCAGUCAAGGCGGUCCAUCACACACGAAUACGACAGCGGGACAACCGGAAAACCAUAAAUAA